CUUUCUUUUUCAUCUGCUUAAUUAAUAUUCCCUUAUGUAUUGCAGUGUCCUCCUGGAACUCCAGACAUUUUCAGCUGGGACGUGGAUAACAUCAGAGGAAGAGCUGAAAGGCUCAGAGGCUCUGCUGGAUUAUUCUGAGUGAUUCCAAAAAUACCCUCCAACAUGCCUGAAAACCCUGCUGCAGAUAAACAGCAGGUGCUGCAGAUCAUUGACCGUCUGCAAGCAAAACUGCGUGAGAAAAGAGAUGUCCAACAUAAUGAGAACCUGACUGUUCUGCGCAACACGCUCAGGAGCCCUUUGUUUAACCAGAUAUUGACCCUCCAGCAGUCCAUCAAGCAACUGAAAGAUCAACUCAAUUACAUGCCACCUGACCGGUCAGUAGAUUUUGAUUUUACUAAGAGAGGACUGCUGGUGUUUGCUGACAAAUCAGUUACUGCUGGAAACGUGAGUAAACAGAGCAGUUUACCAGAACCCAGAGCAUCUACCUUCAUUCCAAACUUGGGAGUUAAUGAAUUCAAUACAGUCAUCCAACAGAUGGCAAAGGGGAGACAAAUAGAAUCAAUAAAGAUUGAAAAGCCUUCUGUCGGAGGUCUUGGAUUUAGUGUUGUUACCCUUAAAAAUCACAACUCGGGAGAAGUUGGUAUCUUUGUCAAAGAAGUUCAGCCAGGAAGCGUAGCUGACAGGGAUCAAAGACUAAAGGAAAAUGACCACAUACUGGCCAUUAAUUGCACCCCAUUGGAUCAGAACAUUUCUCAUCAGCACGCUAUUGCACUCCUCCAGCAAUCCACAGGAUCUUUACAUCUGGUUGUUGCUAGGGAGCCAGUUCAAGGAAACAGCAGAACUUCGCCUGUCUCACUGAGUGAUACAAAUCCACCUGGGACUAUUCGUUGGGGCCACGUUGAAAACGUUGAGCUGAUUAACGAUGGCUCGGGAUUAGGCUUUGGAAUUGUAGGAGGAAAGCUGAGUGGUGUAGUUGUAAGAACCAUUGUUCCUGGAGGAUUAGCAGAUCGGGAUGGGAGGCUCCGGACUGGAGAUCACAUCUUACAGAUUGGAGGGACCAACGUGCAGGGAAUGAGCAGCGAGCAAGUCGCCCAAGUGCUGAGAAACUGUGGGAAUUCUGUUAGGAUGGUAGUUGCGAGAGACCCGAAGUGUGAAAUUACAGAGAGUCCACCAGCUCCUGUGAGCUGGCCAGUCAGUGCACUACCCUCAUUUCAAAAUGGAAAUGAUAAUACCAUUCUUUUUGAGACCCAUGAUGUUGAACUUAAAAAGAAUGGGCAAAGCCUGGGGAUAACAAUUGUUGGAUAUGCUGGUGCAUGCGAUGUAGCAGAAUCUUCAGGGAUUUUUGUGAAAAACAUAAUACCUGGUAGCGCUGCUGACCACAAUGGCCAAAUUCAUGUUCAUGACAAAAUUGUUGCUGUUGAUGGAGUUAAUAUACAAGAUUUUACCAACCAAGAAGUGGUAGAGACGCUGCGUAACACUGGGCAGGUUGUACGCCUCACCUUACUCAGGAGGAGGCCUUCUACUGUUUCUUCAGAAAGAUGUUCAGAUAAAGGAAGAGACCCAUUCCCUCCUGCAUAUGAUCUAAAGUCCAAGUGGGAAAACCUGCUGGGCCCUGAAUAUGAAGUUAUGGUUGUGAACGUGGAUAUGCCCAUUACAGAUGAUUCAGAACUGCAGAAGUACUCAAAGCUAUUACCCAUCCAUACUUUGAGAUUAGGAGUUGAGCUAGACUCGUUUGAUGGACAUCAUUACAUAUCAUCAAUUGCUUCUGAUGGUCCUGCUGCAACACUUGGUCUUCUGCAACUGGAGGAUGAACUUCUGGAGGUAAAUGGAGUUCAGCUGUAUGGAAAAUCACGCCGUGAGGCAAUCACUUUUCUAAAAGAAGUGCCACCUCCAUUUACAAUGGUUUGCUGUCGGCGACUUUUUGAUGAUGGCAGUGAGUCUCUUGUGGAUGAACCCCCUGUGAGAGUUCCAUCUCCAGAACAAAAGGUGAAACCUGAGGAAAACAUUAAUCCUGAGGAAGAAGAAGAAGGGGAAUUAGCGUUAUGGUCUCCUGAUGUGAAAAUUAUUGAACUGGAGAAAGACAAAAAUGGUUUAGGAUUCAGCAUUUUAGACUACCAGGUACACUUUUCUGUGCCACUAAAUAUUAAAAAUCCUUCAAUCUUUUUUUUUUUUAAAUAUGUUGCCUUAAAAUGUUUCGUGACGUAGAUUACUGGGUAAUCA
This is a messenger RNA of Meleagris gallopavo (turkey), 2220 nucleotides long. Lineage: Eukaryota; Metazoa; Chordata; Aves; Galliformes; Phasianidae. The record is from RefSeq and is a predicted model, not a curated record.